GAGACACGGAAAGGGAACGAGACAGCGAGAAGAAGAAUAGAAGUACUCCUGCUCUAGUAUUUUCAUUACUACUGGAUAAACUUCCAGUAAUGAAAAAUACUAGCGGAAAUAGAUUCGUUAGUAAAUCCUGCUCUGGAUGUCUCGACUCGACUGCCUUUCGCCUCCUCUCCUUCCCCUUUCUCCCGUCAGUACAACUAAGUAGCCUUCACGACUAAAUCCACCACUACUCUCCCCCCCCACACACCUCACCUCUCUCCCCCCCACCCGCGGCGUCGUCUCCGGAGCCUGGGGCCUCGGCUUCUUCCACCAAACCCUAAUCAUUUGUGGGGGUUGGGAGGCGGUCUCGACUGCGUCGAUCUGCGCCGCGCCGCGGUCGCCCGGCGCGCGAGGGUUGGGCGGUGGUUGCGGCUGCGGGCGGGUCCCCGCGGCGGUCGCAGGCCCGGUGGGCCCCGUCUUGCAGCGGAGGCGGCGCGAGACGUGAGGGAGGAGGAGGUGUAGAUUCCCUGCGAGGAAUGAGGUGGAGGCUGGCGGGGGCGGGGGUGGCUCCCGCGCGGCGGUGAAUGGAAGCGGCGGGACGCUGCGGGGGCGAGCUUACAUGGAGGCCAGGGCCUCGCCCGGCGGCGGGAGCGGGAGGGUGCUUUGGCUCGUGAGUCUCAAGAUUGUGUUGAUUCUAGUCUGGUCUGGAGGAGCUAGUGCGAAUUCCGAUGAUGGCAAAGCAUUAUCUCUGGAAGGUGCUGAUGCUGCAGAGAAGGAUGCUUACCUUAGCCAUUCCUGCAUCCAUGACGAGAUACUACAUCAGCGGCGCCGAGCUGGUCGGAAGGAGUAUUCUGUCAUGCCACAAGUCUACCAUGUGCCGCGAGAGAAAGUGGAGCGCCUAAGAGGAAGACACUUGUUGGGGCUGUCAUCUUGGCGUGCUCCACAAAGUAAUGUCAAGAAACCAAUACGGAUAUACCUCAACUAUGAUGCUGUCGGGCACUCGCCUGACCGGGAUUGUAAAAAUGUCGGUGAUAUCGUUAAGCUCGGCGAACCACCUGUACCAUCGGCACCAGGAACACCUAUAUGUUCUCCUCACGGAGACCCACCAUUGGUGGGAGAUUGCUGGUACAACUGCACCUUCGAGGAUAUAGCUGGGGAGGACAAGAAGCAACGACUUCGGAAGGCACUGGGACAAACAGUAGAGUGGUUCAGGAAAGCUUUAGCUGUUGAACCUGUCAAGGGGAACCUGCGGCUCAGUGGGUACUCUGCUUGUGGUCAGGAUGGGGGCGUACAGCUUCCCCAUGCAUAUAUUGAAGAUGGUGUUGCCAAUGCUGAUUUGGUACUCUUAGUAACAACUAGACCAACAACAGGCAACACCCUUGCAUGGGCUGUAGCUUGUGAACGGGACCAAUGGGGUCGUGCAAUUGCAGGACAUGUUAAUGUGGCCCCUCGUCAUUUAACUGCUGAAGCAGAAACAUUACUUUCAGCUACUUUGAUACAUGAGGUCAUGCAUGUUCUAGGCUUUGACCCUCAUGCCUUCACACAUUUUCGUGAUGAAAGGAAAAGGAGGCGUGGCCAGGUUACUGUUCAGGCAUUAGACGAAAAGCUUGGAAGAAUGGUUACUCGUGUUGUCCUUCCUCGUGUUGUCAUGCACUCCCGGCAUCAUUAUGGAGCAUUUUCCCAGAACUUCAGUGGGUUGGAAUUGGAAGAUGGCGGAGGCAGGGGUACCUCAGGCUCACAUUGGGAGAAAAGACUCUUAAUGAAUGAGAUCAUGACAGGAUCGGUUGACACAAGAUCAGUGGUUUCAAAGAUGACUUUAGCAUUAUUGGAGGACAGUGGAUGGUAUCAAGCUAAUUAUAGCAUGGCUGAACAUUUAGAUUGGGGUCGAAAUCAGGGAACAGAGUUUGUGAUCUCUCCCUGCAAUUCGUGGAAAGGGGCAUACCGCUGCAACACAACUCAAUUAUCAGGAUGCACGUACAAUAGGGAAGCAGAAGGUUACUGCCCUAUAGUAAGCUAUAGUGGGGACUUGCCCAAAUGGGCUCAAUAUUUCCCUCAAGCCAAUAAAGGGGGGCAGUCAUCACUAGCUGAUUAUUGCACAUAUUUUGUUGCUUAUUCCGAUGGCUCAUGCACUGAUGUAAAUAGUGCACGGGCGCCUGACAGAAUGUUAGGUGAAGUACGGGGAAGUAACUCGAGGUGUAUGGCAUCAACACUGGUGCGAACUGGGUUUGUCCGUGGAUCUAUGACCCAGGGAAAUGGCUGUUAUCAGCAUCGCUGCACAAAUAACUCCUUAGAGGUUGCUGUUGAUGGGAUUUGGAAGUCGUGUCCAGAAUCUGGUGGCCCGGUUCAGUUCCCAGGAUUCAAUGGGGAUUUGAGUUGCCCAGCAUAUCAUGAAUUGUGCAACACUGUACCAGUCCAGGUGAGUGGCCAGUGUCCCAAGUCGUGCAGUUUUAAUGGUGACUGCAUUGAUGGAACCUGCCACUGCUUCCCUGGGUUUCAUGACCAUGACUGUAGCAGAAGAUCUUGCCCAGACAAGUGCAGUGGUCAUGGUUUAUGCAAAGCUAAUGGGAUCUGUGAAUGUGAAAGUGGCUGGACUGGGAUUGACUGCUCAACAGCGGUUUGUGAUGAACAGUGUAGUUUGCAUGGAGGGGUUUGUGAUAAUGGUAAAUGUGAGUUCCGAUGUUCUGAUUAUGCGGGCUACACUUGUCAGAAGGGUUCGACCAUACUGCCCAGCCUGUCAAUGUGUCAUGAUGUACUGGUUAGGGAUUCUGACGGGCAACAUUGUGCACCAAGCGAACUCAGUAUACUACAACAGCUUGAAGCAGUAGUUCUUGUGCCGAAUUACAAUAGGUUGAUGCCAAGUGGACGGACCUUCCUUAACUUCUUCAACAAUGCAAAUUGUGCAGCAGCUGCGAAGCGACUAGCCUGCUGGAUUUCAAUUCAAAGGUGCGACGAGGAUGGAGACAACAGGCUUCGGGUAUGCUACUCCGCAUGCGAGUUGUACAAUACGGCAUGUGGGGCGGGUCUCGAUUGCUCGGACCAGACCCUUUUUAGCAAGAGGGAAGAAGAAGAGAAGGGUGUCCCGUGCACAGGAUAUGGCGAGAAGAAGUCUUUCUGGCUAUAACUGUCCUGGGAGCUUCUUCCUUUUAUUAACUCUGGCCGAAGCUCAGAGGUGUAAAGUAUAAGUGGCAAUGCCCUAUCCAUAUUCAUUUUCGUUUUUUAGCCAAUACUUUCCAAUUGUAGGAUACGGAAAGUAGAGGUUCAUUUCACCUAGGCAUCUGAAGAUGGGUGCCUGGUGUAUAAGCAGUAUUUGGGUCGGCUCUUUGUUUAGAAGGUUAGUCUGACUGGAAGAAGGGAGUGGGAAGCUGGGGUUGGAUGGUAGAUUUUCUUUUUGUUAUUUUCCGUCGCUUCAGAAAUAGUGGAGGGAAUGUAAAUGCUGAUGUGUGUUGUAAUCCGUGAUUACAUUCUUAACAGAGCAUUUUAAUGAGAGAAGACCCUGUACUGUAUCUUGUGAUUAA
Messenger RNA from Brachypodium distachyon (stiff brome), 3491 nucleotides. RefSeq lists its product as uncharacterized. Gene Ontology annotation, cellular component: membrane; cytoplasm. Gene Ontology annotation, molecular function: metalloendopeptidase activity. Gene Ontology annotation, biological process: proteolysis; cell adhesion. The record is from RefSeq and is a predicted model, not a curated record. NCBI's taxonomy places the organism in Eukaryota, Viridiplantae, Streptophyta, Magnoliopsida, Poales, Poaceae. The coding region runs from base 596 to 3097 and encodes 833 amino acids. The transcript has 16 exons.